Molecule: messenger RNA, 2695 nt
Organism: Solenopsis invicta (red fire ant)
Lineage: Eukaryota; Metazoa; Arthropoda; Insecta; Hymenoptera; Formicidae
Exons: 5
Coding region: 866-1573 (235 amino acids)
Source: RefSeq, a predicted model, not a curated record
GAAUUUUGCACGUUUUUAAUAAAACAAUAAUUUUAUCCUUUUAAUCUAUUCUUUUGCAGUAAACCUUAUUUUUUCUUAAAAUAGACAUUCCAAAAAAUAUUUUAGUAAAAAAUCAAUGUGAUUUAUUUACUUUUAAUAUGUUUAAAACUAGUUUAAGAUAACUAUGCCCGUUAUGCCUCGGGUUCCCCUAUGUGAUCGACUCUCUGGUGUUGUUUGUGCUCUGGGUGGAUGGGCGUGCAGUGCUGCUGAAUCUGCGGAAGAUGCUUUAUCUGUGAUUUUUGUAUAAAUAAUUAAAAAAGUUAUUUCUGUAAAAUAUGUUCUUCUUCAAAAUAAUAAAACGAGUUUUCUAUAUGUAUAAAGUUUUAUUUUUUUUUAAUAGCCUAAUACUCUACUUUAUGAUGUGUAUAUGGUUGUACGGAGUUGCCUCAACCCUUGGGGUAAUCUCGUGAAAUGUAGUAAUAUAACCUGAAGCAAGAAAUGAAGUAUUAGUAGAGAAAAUGAUAGUAAAAGAAUUAAACAAAGUAUUAAUUCUUUUAAUAAAGAGAUAAUUUUAUUCGCCAUUAAGGGGGAAAUAAGCAAUCUGGCUCAAGUGUAUAUACGUUAUUACUCCGGUUUCCCCUACUAUUAAUGUUCUUUACUGGCAGCAAUUUCGGAACAUAGCUGUAUUAUUUGAGUUUGUUGCAAGAACUCGAUUAAUGUUGGUUAUCUUCGUCUAACUUCAGUUGGAUCUAGAAUUUUUGACAGAUUAUUAUGUGUGGAGUAAGACAAAUUUUUAAUUUGUAAUGUUUCUUGAUGUCUUAAAAUAUUUAAAUAAUAUUUAAGUUAAGUAUUUGUUCGAAAUAGCUUGAUCAGGAUUUGCAAGAUAAUGUAUCUUAUAUACCGCUUUUUUACUAAUGUAAUCUUUACUAUGAUAAAUGCGACUAUUGUGUUAUAUAUAUGUCAACGUUUCUUCCGUGUGAUGAGAGCGCAUUAUCAGAUUAUAGCCGAAGCUGAGAGAUUUAAUUCAAUUAUUUUUGAGUCACGUGCAAGCCUCAAUUACAUCAGCUCGAAGAUAUCUGAAGGAAUGGAUCAGAUGAAAGAGGACAUUGCCAGAGAAUUGUCCAUUACCGAUCGUUUAACAAAGCUUAGUUCGAAAGUAGGUCUGUUGCUGCAUCGUUAUUCCGAAUUGGAAGAAGGAUUGAUUGAGCUGGUAAGAAUGAACUAUAAUACAAAGAGCGUGCGAAUUGAGACACCGUCUGAUAUCAAUGAGGAAGUUAAGUGCAUCCUUGCGACGACAAAGAAAAGACAAUCGCAGCAGCAGCAGUUAGACCGUCCGCGAACGCCGAGAAAGUUGCGAAUAUCGACCAACAUUUCCACGGGAGUUAAAGAAUCUCAACCAUAUAAUUCCUUUGUGAAUUCGAAGUUCCCUACGUCGCAAUCAUACGAUACUGAUGUUUCAAACGUAACGACGCCUGAGAAACAUGAAAGACUACGUACGCCUGCAUAUCCGGAAGUCCAGCUAUUGAAUGAUUUGAGACCAGCAGCUGAUGCAAAGCAGAUUGGCUUUCGACCAUCCUGGAAAUGUGAGACUUAAAAUCACAAUCGGUUAAAUUUGUUUUCAUAAUUCUUUUUGUUUUUUUUUUGUAAUUGUCUUUAUUUGUAAAAAUACAGAGAAAAUUGCGACUAAAAUAAAUGGAUACAAUGUUUUCAAUGUUGUUGUGCAGUAUUAUUUUUGUACAAUAAAGAUAUACUGCAGGCCAAAAGUUUGGAAACGCUUGCGAUCGUUUUGCUUAUCAUAAGAAAGUUUAAUUUUGGCGAUACAAAAUUGUAGAGAAAUUUCCAAACACGCAUUUUAAAGAGCAAAGAUAGUUUUUAAUUUGUAUUUUAAUUUUGUCUGUAUAACAUUUUGUUUCUAUAUUACACUAAAUUACAUAAAAUAAAAAUUGGUACUUUUUUCAAUGUAUUAAGCAAAUCAAUAACAAAUUGUUGUUAUCAAAUUUGCAAGAGAUUAGUGACAAACUCGGUAAUAUCUGUGUUUGAAAUUAGGCCUGUAUUUUGUAAAUAGAAUCUACUAAUAAAUAAUCAUUCAAUCUCAACAACUUACAAUAUUAAAAAUAAUAAUAGAUAACUGAGCGUCUAACAAAGGGAGUUCUCGAGAUGUUCACCGAUUUUAAUAAUUAUUUUAUUUUAUUUAAUAAUAAUUUUAUGGAUAUGUAUUAUUCACUCACACCUUUACAGUAGUAAAGCCGUUUGUAGCGAAACUUAGGCAUUCUCGAGAAAAUGACAAUUAAAUAUUUCCAGCAUCUAGUACCGUUACAGAAGAACGAUUGUCGAAUAAGCGACGUAGAGUAGGACGUUAAGACGUCGACAGUUGACGAUUUUAAGAAUGUCAAAAUAAAUGUUUUAAUAAAUCGUUAUAUCUACAACGAUCUUCGAGUAAAACGGUAUGUUAUUGUCCUUUUUUUGGUCUAUGGCGUUUUUCACUGAGAAAACUAGUGCGCACUGAGUGUGCACUAGCCGCUGGCAAUUGGACAUUUUGGUUCGCGUGAUGACCGUGCCAACAAAAAUGCCCAAUUACCUGCAGCGAGUGCACAUUCAAUGUGCACUAGUUUUUCCAGUGAAAAACGCUACUAGACGUUACGACACUCGAUUGUUUACAAAACUCCUUGUUUAAAAUUUAAAACGUAAGAAUUAAAGAUUUAUAAAAUAAAAACAA